AUGGGGCGGUCGUUCAAAGUUUUUAAAGUUCGUGAAUCUCAUCAAAAGCAAGCAGAUAGUAGCGAAAGUCAAUCUGAAGAAACUCAUCGUGAACGUCGUGAACGUCAAAAUCUUGAACGUGACCUACGAGCAGCACGACGAGCUCAACAACUAAGUGCACAAUUACGUGCGAGUGAAGCCAAGAAAGAUGGUGAAGCUAGAAUUGUGUUACGCCGCUCUAGAGUUAAUAAAGGUGAUAACCUCCCCUUGGAGGAGAAACUCAUGGACCGAGAAGAGUUACUGUCAAAGCUCGAAAAUUACAAUGAGAGAUACCGUCAAAGAAACUCUUUCGAGCUGCCUGAACUGGACCCGAAUAUUCUUCAAGUCAAAGACAUGACCAGAGAAGAAGUGAUUCAAGUACUUGCACAAUAUGAGAAGCAGGAAUCGACUAGUUACCGCCCCUACAUGGUGCCGUCAAGGAGUCCAUCCAAAGCAUGCAUGGAUAGUAGAUGCAAACGUUUCGUUGUAAAAAGAAGAAGAUUAAUCAUACGUAAUCCUUGUACCCAGAAAUACCUCGCCACUAGUAUUGCUCUGAAGUUUAUCAUGAACUUGUGCAAGGAUGAUAUAACUUCGGACCUUCGUUUUCUUUAUUACAGCAGACGUGACGUAUUCAAGAGUAUGAUGAGUGUUAGUGCAGUGAUAGACGAUAUCUGCUGCAUGAUUGGCUCGACUAGGUCGAGUCUUCGUGUUACAGCAUGUGAAAAAGGUGUUGUGAUUGGUAACAUCUCUUUUAAGGAAGGAGAAGAUCAACCUGCUCGUAAUGCUAAUGACAGUGGAAAGAAUGGAAUUUAUAUCCCAUCAAUGACAAAGGACGUUACUAUUGAGGCGGAUAGCGAUGCAUUAUUCAUAUUAAUCGUCGAAAAACAUACCGUUUGGAGUCGAUUGGCCGAAGAUGAGUUUCAUAAGAAGUAUCGUUGUAUCAUGAUAACAGCAAAAGGUAUGCCAGAUGUAGACACCAGACGUUGUGUGAACAGAGCGAGUUAUGAGUUGAAAAUUCCUGUGCAUUCACUUAACGACUUCAAUCCAUAUGGAAUGAAGAUUGCUUCUGUUUAUCGUUUCGGGUCAAAGAACAUGGCUUAUGACAGUCAAAACUUAGCCACGCCUGGUGUUAGGUUGUUGGGUAUCUUGCACAAGCACCUGCAGAAGUAUCCACUACGCGCAAAAGUUAAGUUGAAGAUGAGCAGUCAUGAUAGGAAGAGUGCAAAACGUAUGUUGGCCACAGAUCAUCUGGACAAUUUGGAUGAGGAGCUGAAAUACAUGCUUGAGAAGGGUAUCAAGCUAGAACUGGAAGCUUUCGCUUCUUUCAGCGUUCGGUACUGGUCAAGGGUUUAUCUGCACUUAGAGCUCCAAAGUCUAUGCGAAGAAGAAGCUCCAAGCUAG
Messenger RNA from Fragaria vesca subsp. vesca, 1419 nucleotides. RefSeq names its product DNA topoisomerase 6 subunit A-like. The transcript has a single exon. Gene Ontology annotation, biological process: meiotic DNA double-strand break formation; meiotic DNA double-strand break processing; reciprocal meiotic recombination. The record is from RefSeq and is a predicted model, not a curated record. Gene Ontology annotation, cellular component: nuclear chromosome. The coding region runs from base 1 to 1419 and encodes 472 amino acids. Gene Ontology annotation, molecular function: ATP binding; DNA topoisomerase type II (double strand cut, ATP-hydrolyzing) activity; DNA binding. Lineage: Eukaryota; Viridiplantae; Streptophyta; Magnoliopsida; Rosales; Rosaceae.